UGACCUAUUUCCCUAUCUUUCUAAAUAGAUGUUCUUGUCCAUCGAUUUCCAUCUUCUUCCUCGCGGUCCUAUUGCCAUCUUUCUUCAUCUUCUUCAAAAACUCAAGGUUUAUUUUGAAGGUAAAUAUAAUGGCUAGGUCAUAUGCCUCCUCAAAUUCCCAAAGAGAGAGUAGCAAUUAUGGUGAGGCAACUCUAAUGGCAGAAUGCAAAUGCGAAAAUCAAUUGAAAGUGAUCACUUCAUGGACAAAUGAAAACCCUGGACAAAGAUUUUGGGUAUGUCGAGACAAUGGAAAUGCAAGAUGUAGGUUCAUACAAUGGUUCGGCCCUCCUAUGUGUAAAAGGUCAAAGAAGAUCAUUCCAGGGUUGUUUAAGAGGUUGAAUAAAGAAGAUGAAGAGUUGAAGUCAUUGCAAAUGAGGCUCAGAUUGGUUGUGAAUGGUGCAAGAACAGAGGAUAAGUAUUGGUUUAAGAGUUGGCAAUUCAAAGUUGUAGUGUUGGUAAUUAUAGUUGUUCUUACUUCUUAGUGUUAGGUUAUUGAGUAGUGGUAUGAAUGCAUCAUCUAAUUGUAAACCUUUGAAUCAAUUGAUGUGAGGAAAUGGAAGCAAAAAUCUUUUGCAAUAGAUGUGUAUUUCAAUCUAUGUACUGGAAU
Molecule: messenger RNA, 646 nt
Organism: Ipomoea nil (Japanese morning glory)
Lineage: Eukaryota; Viridiplantae; Streptophyta; Magnoliopsida; Solanales; Convolvulaceae
Exons: 2
Coding region: 129-521 (130 amino acids)
Molecular function (GO): zinc ion binding
Source: RefSeq, a predicted model, not a curated record